Emericellopsis atlantica is the source of this 3600-nucleotide messenger RNA. RefSeq lists its product as uncharacterized. The transcript has 2 exons. Gene Ontology annotation, cellular component: plasma membrane. Bases 146 to 3520 code for a protein of 1124 amino acids. Gene Ontology annotation, molecular function: ATP binding; P-type calcium transporter activity; ATP hydrolysis activity. The record is from RefSeq and is a predicted model, not a curated record. NCBI's taxonomy places the organism in Eukaryota, Fungi, Ascomycota, Sordariomycetes, Hypocreales, Bionectriaceae. Gene Ontology annotation, biological process: calcium ion transmembrane transport; intracellular calcium ion homeostasis.
GAUUUCCACAUCAACCACAAUAUUGGAAUUGUCCAACCCUAGGUCCCUCACUUCACCGUCCCUUCAAACCACAUGGAGUCAUUCUCCAACAAGACAACGAUACACAUUCGCUUUGCACCACACACGUUCGUUCACAUCAGCGACAAUGGCUGAACCCAGCAUGCCCGAAAAACAUCCUUUUCUCCUUACCGCCAUCGAGGUCGAAGUCGCCUUCGAAACAUCCCUCGACAAAGGCUUGACGACAAGGCAGGUAGCCAACCUCCAAUCCACCCAUCCACCCAAUGAGCUGGAUGUCGGGGGCUCGGUGCCUUGGUACAGGCUAUUUGCCAAGCAGCUGUUCAAUGCAAUGAUCCUUGUUCUUCUCUCCGCAAUGGGCCUGUCAUUCGGCAUCAAAGACUACAUUGAAGGCGGCGUACUGGUCGCUGUCAUCUGCCUCAAUGUUGGGAUAGGAUUCUGGCAAGAGUUCAGAGCUGAGAAACGCAUGGACGCUCUUCGUGCCAUUUCCUCUCCCAGCGCCAUGGUCCUCAGAGACGGCAAUACCAAAGUCAUUCCCAACCCGGAAGUCGUCCCUGGAGAUAUUGUGCUUCUCAAAAUGGGUGACACGGUCCCCGCCGACAUGCGCAUCAUCGAAGCCAUGAACCUCGCCUGUGAAGAGGGUCAGCUGACAGGCGAGUCAAUCCCCGUCGAGAAGCAGACAACCAACGAGAUCACCGUCCCUGGCACAGCACAGCCUGCCGAAUCCGAACAGGACAUCGGCAUCGGCGACAGAAUCAACAUGGCAUACGCCACCACCGUUGUGACAAAAGGACGCGGCAAGGGCAUCGUUGUGGCCACCGGUAUGCAAACCGAAGUUGGCAAAAUUGCCGCCUCGACUUCCAAGAAGCAGCGCCAGCCGGGGCGAUCGAUGAACGUCACCAAGUACGGCAUGCGAGCCCCCGUUGUCGGAGGUGCUAAGCGCAUCUACGAUACAGUUGGAAAGUUCCUCGGCCUCACAGUGGGCACACCCCUCCAGAGGAAGCUCUCCAAGCUGGCGUACAUUCUCUUCUUCUGUGCCCUCGGGCUGGCCCUCGUGGUCUUUGGCGUUAACAAGUUCGACAUGACCAACCAGGUCAUCAUCUACGCUACCUCUCUGGGCAUCGCGAUCAUCCCAGAGUCGCUGGUUGCAGUCUUGACAAUCACCAUGGUUGUCGCGGUGACAGUGAUGCGCAAGGGCAAUGUGGUGGUCCGAGACCUGUCUGCGCUUGAAGCGCUCGGCGGCGUCACCAACAUCUGCUCUGACAAGACUGGCACGCUCACAGAAGGCGCCAUGAUUGUCCGUCAGGCCUGGGUACCAGGUAAGCACGUCUACACCGUCCGCGAUUCACACAACCCGAACAACCCCAACAAGGGAAGAGUCACGUACUCGAGCGUUUCCCAGGUGCCCGAGACUGACGCAAAGCGAGACUACGACAGCGAGCGUACGGCUGCCGCUGUCAAGUUUGACGUACCGGAUGAAAAGUUACCUGUCAUCUUCGAGGAGAUGGUGGAGCCUGAAGUCCAGAAUGGGGUCGAACUGACUGAUGCGCUUCGCGCCUUUUUGCUUUCUUCGGCGCUCUGCAACCUCGCCACUGUUCGCUACGACGCAGACGAGGAGAGGUGGCAAACCAUAGGAGAACCAACUGAGAUUGCCUUGCAGGUAUUUGCCUACCGAUUCAGUUGCGGGAAGAAGAGCCUCGAAGCACAAGGAUGGAAACAGGUCGCCGAGUUCCCAUUCGACAGCAGCAUCAAGCGCAUGUCCGUCAUCUAUGAUGCCCCUGACUCAGCCACUGGUUCUAUCAUUGAGCCGAACAGCAGCAUUGUCUUUGUCAAGGGCUCUGUGGAGCGUGUCCUCAAUCUCUGCGAAUACAUGGGCACUGGCGAUGAGCAAGUCGUCGUGACCGAGGAGGUCAAGGAACAAGUCCUCAAGCAGAUGCAACAUCUCGCCUCGCAAGGCCAGCGUGUCUUGGCCAUUGCUUACAAGCCAUACGGCGAACGAUACCACCCACACCAAGCCACUUCACCCGAAGAGGAGGCAGCUGUACGCGCCAACGUCGAGUCUGGUCUCACUCUGCUCGGUCUCGCAGGCAUCUACGAUCCUCCGCGUCGCGAGACAAAGGGCGCCAUUUCCGAGGCUUCCCAGGCGGGCAUCAAGAUUCACAUGCUCACAGGCGAUCACCCGGAGACUGCAAAGGCCAUUGCCAAGGAGGUCGGCAUCAUUCCCAAGAAUCUCGGUGUUCUGCCAGACCAUGUUGCUCGAUCAAUUGUGCAGAAGGCAACGGACUUUGACAAGAUGACCGAUGCCGAAAUCGACGCCCUGCCAGAGCUGCCACUUGUCAUUGCACGAUGCGCACCUGACACGAAGACCAGGAUGAUCGAGGCCCUGCGGCGAAGGGGCGCGUUCAUGGCCAUGACGGGCGAUGGCGUCAAUGAUGCCCCUUCUCUGUCCAGGGCAGAUGUUGGCAUCGCCAUGGGCUCUGGGUCUGAUGUCGCCAAGUCGGCAGCUAAGAUUGUUCUCACCGACGACAAGUUCAACUCCAUUGUCUCCGCCAUUCGAGAAGGACGACGCAUGUUUGACAAUAUUCAAAAGUUCGUACUCCACCUUCUCACGUCCAACGUGGGCGAGGUCAUCCUCCUCGUGGCAGGUCUUGGAUUCACAGACAGCUCCGGAACGUCUGUCUUCCCCAUUUCCCCCCUCCAGGUCAUCUGGAUCAACAUGGCCACGUCCUCGUUUCCUGCGUUUGGUCUGGGUCGCGAGCCAGCCGCGCAGGAUGUCAUGAGGAAGCCACCCCACGACAAAAAGCGCGGCGUUUUCACAAAGCAGGUGGUUGUGGACAUGAUGGUUUACGGUAUCAUGAUGGGGAUCUGUACCAUGGUCACGUUCUGCGUCAUUGUCUACGGUGCCUACGGGGGCGAACUUGGUCAUGGGUGCAACGAAGGGUACAACCCGUCAUGCGAUGCCGUGUUCAAGGCGCGCGCCGCCACGUUUGCGGAACUCACAUGGCUCAUCCUCAUCUCCGCUUGGGAGUUCAAGUCCUUGCGCCGCUCCAUGUUUCACCUCAAUCCUGAAUCCACGGGGCGAUUCGACUUCUUCAAGGAUAUUUACGCUAAUCAGUUCCUCUUCUGGUCUGUGAUCAUUGGAGUCUUGAGUGUCUUCCCCGUGGUGUACAUUCCCUACCUCAACAAGGACUUUUUCAAGCACAUGGGCAUCACCUGGGAGUGGGCCCUCGCGGUCGGUAUGGUGUUCGUCUUUGUGGGCGGCAUUGAGCUCUGGAAAUUCAUCAAGCGACGCUUCCACCUGCUUGAGGACCGUCCCGUCAACCGUGGUUCGUGGGGCCAGGGUGGGAGCGCGAGUGACGAGGAGUCCAGUCGGGUGAGGAGGACCAUGACCAUGUCAAGCUUCAAGACUUGGGCGUCUUUUGGACGGAAAGAUUCGACUGAGAGGAGUGGGCAGCCUGAGAUGGUCUGCCCACAGGCGAUUGCGCAACAGCAGCAAAUUGUUUGAAAUUCUGGCAGCAUCUUAGUGUUGGUAUAGGCCAGGAAGAUCGAGGUUUCAAGCUGAGUUUUGAGUUUGCAAUAAUAGAA